AUGGAGCAGAGGAUGCUGGACUACGCCCUGCCGGCCACGGGAGGAUCGCCAGUUUGCUCAGUGCCUUGGCAGCUUUUUAACCCUGCUAAAUGCGUGGUGCAGACCUCACAACAUGCCCGAGAACCCGUUCCCCUUCCCGCCUCGUGGUCCCUCCUCGCUGACCACCAGACUCCACGUUGCAGCCCACUGCUCCGUGGAGAUGCUCAGGAAACCAACAAGGAUGUGCCUCCCAGCGGGUCAAGAGUUAUCCAACAGCAGUGGUUUCAAAGCCAUGAACCCGGACUUGUGCAGCUGGUGAAUUACUACAGGGGAGCAGACAAGCUGUGCCGCAAAGCAUCUCUGGUGAAGCUAAUCAAGACAAGCCCUGAACUAUCGGAGUCCUGCACGUGGUUCCCCGAGUCAUAUGUGAUUUACCCAACAAACUUGAAGACUCCCGUGGCUCCAGCACAGAAUGGAAUUCGCCAUCUCAUAAACAACACAAGGACAGAUGAGCGGGAAGUCUUCUUGGCAGCUUACAACAGGCGGCGGGAAGGCAACGAAGGCAACGUGUGGAUCGCUAAGUCCUCAGCUGGUGCCAAAGGGGAAGGGAUCCUGAUUUCUUCAGAGGCUGCAGAGCUCCUGGACUUCAUCGAUGAGCAGGGACAAGUGCACGUGAUUCAGAAAUACCUGGAGAAGCCUCUGCUUUUAGAGCCAGGGCAUCGCAAAUUUGACAUCAGGAGCUGGGUUCUCGUGGAUCAUCAAUAUAAUAUCUACCUCUACAGAGAGGGUGUCCUGCGGACCUCUUCCGAACCAUAUAACAGUGCUAAUUUCCAGGACAAAACCUGCCACUUGACCAAUCACUGCAUUCAGAAGGAAUAUUCCAAAAACUACGGGCGGUAUGAGGAAGGGAAUGAAAUGUUCUUCGAGGAGUUCAACCAGUAUCUGAUGGAUGCCCUGAACACGACGCUUGAGAAUAGCAUCUUACUGCAAAUCAAACACAUAAUAAGAAGCUGCCUUAUGUGUAUAGAGCCUGCGAUCAGCACGAAGCAUCUUCACUACCAGAGCUUCCAGCUCUUUGGCUUUGACUUCAUGGUGGAUGAGGAGCUGAAGGUCUGGCUGAUAGAAGUCAAUGGGGCCCCGGCGUGUGCCCAGAAGCUGUAUGCAGAGCUCUGCCAAGGAAUUGUGGAUGUAGCCAUCUCUAGCGUUUUCCCCCUCAACGACACUGGGCAGAAGACGAGCCAGCCAUCAUCGAUCUUUAUCAAGCUGUGAUGACAACAGGAAUGCCUCUGCUGUGCACAGGGAGAGGCUGCACCCAUCGGGUCAGCACAGUUCGGUGGCUUAUCUCAGUAUCAUGCCAAAAAGUGAUAGAGACAGGCUUCUUAUUUUCUGGGAAAUCAUGGGGAAAAACAACAAAACAGGCAUCCACACAGAGCUGCGAUGAGCUAGAGCUGCUCAGAUAACUCUGCCUGCAUUCACCAAAAUCCACUUUAGAAACAGCUCGUGUGACUUUGAUAUCUGAAACAAAUCUCUCUGGGACAACAACAAAAUAACCUUAAAAUGAAACCCCAACAGGGAUACUAUAAUACUGUAUUAGCGCCUCCUUUUCUAUAGAGAUAACAUUGGGUUUUUUAAGGGAAUUGAGCGAAGAGAACGAUGAUCGUCCGGGACGUCAUGGCUGGGAAGUUGUCCUCCUCCUGCUGUGUUUCUUCUUUCCUCACCUACUGCAUCAUUAGUGCCUUAGCUCAGCUCCAAAUAGGUGACUCCUUUCCUUUGUUCCUGCCCUAUUACGUAGAAAGGAGCAAGCUCUCUUGCAUCGCAGGAUGCCUAAAACCAGGAACACCAAGAAUUCAGUUUCCUUAGGUCAUUUUCUAAGUUGGUUUGCUGAACACCCGGGCAACGGCUGGCAAAAGGGUGCUGAACUGCAGGUGGUGAAUUAACCCAAGCAAGGAAGGCAAUUUUGUUUAUUUAUAGCUAUCCCUUUUCCUAAUGAGAUUUGAAUCAGUGUCCAUCCCAGUCUGAUGCAGUUGGAUUUUGUUCAAAAGAGGUAGAGAGACGCCCUCAGGGCUCACCGGCAGGCUGUAGGAUUUCUAGCAUCACUUUUGUGCUAAGAGUGUUUCAAACAGCAGAAACCCGAUCUCCUCAGUUUCUUCUGAGACACUGCAGUGAAUUUAGGCUCUUCUCUCAGCUUUCACCUUCAUGCAUUUGAGGCUUGAAUCUGAAACCUUUCAACCCAAAUGAUUUUUAUCCCGUUUGAUCCAGCCAAUUUUAUUCUCUUCCAUUUGACAACUAUUGCAAUUUUCUGCCCUGAGCACAGUCCACAACUUGGUCCCAGCUAGGGGGAAGGUGGGUGAGGUUUUGUAGACCAGGAGAGAGAUUCCUUGUGUAUAGGUUUGCCACACAGCUGGGAAGGCAGGUGUUUUGGGGGAGAAGUUAAAUUCCUUGAGGUCCCUGAAUUUCAGAGCUAACAUCUACUUUGACUAUAACCUAAAUCCCUGGCAUAUUGCCCACCCUGUGAAGUGUUUCUGAAUUUUCAGCAUGAGCCCAGCACAUCCCUCCUAAGCUGGAGCUCUUUGCAGAGCACAGUGGCACUUGUAACAGCAGCGUGCUUUGUGGGGGGUGUUCAGGGCUGUGUUCUGCUGCCUCUGGCAAGGAGAGAUGGUUGGUACUGAAAUAAAAUGGUUCCUGUUGCCCAAAACAAACAAGAAGAUACUGUGGAGGUUACGAGCUUCUGGCUGCCUGUGUGUAACGGGAAGUGAAUCAAUGGGAUUUCUGCCUUCCUCAGAAGAUCCUAGCGCUUUGGCAUACUCGUCUCUGCUCGUGAUGGAGAUUUCAGAGGUCUUCAUGCCAGCAGACGAACCUGGCACCUUUCUGUAGGCAGGACUGAAGUGCCCAGGCCUCCUUGGACUGAUGCAUUUUGAUCGUGCUGUCAUGGGAUGGACAUUCGUUGCGAUAUGCUGUGAAUCCAGAAGUGGCACCAUUUCACACAGGGCCACUCAAAUCCAGGAGGGAACAGAGUGCUUAGCAAAACCCUGCGGAAGCAUCACAGAGAGGGCACAUCCCAAAGAGCUGCACAAGCACCUCUGAAGUUGUGGACACCCUGAAGCGCGGCGUGGAUCUGCAUCUGCAGGGGGUGUGGCGGACGCAGGGUGCAUGCUGAGAAGUGACAGGGAGCAGGAGCUGUGUGAAAACGGGGCUGCGGCUUUGUUCCCCUGCACUGUAAGUGCUGGCGGGUGGCUUUGCUUCCAGCGAGACCCCGAGUGCCAGGUCUGGUCUCCGGAUUUGGGCCUCGUGGGUGUUCAGAAGAGGGACCGUGAAUGCGUCAGUUUGUGAGGCAGGAAACACUGGGUGAUAAGCUGGGAGAGGGGUGUGGGGGAAGGACUGGUUGGGUUUUUUAACCUUAUGAUAGCACAUAGGUGUCAAAAUUUCACUGCAGGCCAGGUAAAGAGUAGCGGUAACACCCCAAGGUAAAAUGUAGGCUGUAACGGUCGUUACUCAACUUGCAAAGUUCACCACGUCUCCAUUGGCAUUUUCAUGUUAGCUCAUGUGAGCUUAAAAAUUACACCUUUUUGCCCAGCAAAGGGAAGAUCUAAUAGCAAUCGCUCUGGUCCACGAUGUGGUGCCUGAGGUGACAGAGGAAACGUUGGGCUCUCGCAAGCUCUAGGGCAGACGAGAGCAGAGUGCAAAGUGAGAAGAGAAAAUUCUCCCCAUCGUAAUAAAAUGAGAAAUGCUCAUUUUCUGGGGUGCUAGACCCAUCCUUCUUUUCCUCUCAAAAGGGAAAUUAAACAACCAAAUCACUCCCUUACUGCACAGUAAUGUGAGAUUCCUGUCGAGUAGUGGGAUAAGGGCAAGAAAGCUGCCCGGAUGCAGGCAAAAGCAGCGGCCCCCACUGGAGCAGCUGGUACCGCCGGGAGGAGCAGUGACUCAGGAGCCUCUGCCUAACUCCAAGGACAUUUCUUCCCCCUUUUUCACCCCGGAUUGUGUUGUGGCGCGUCAGCAGCUGGCUGUUUUUGCUGCUCAGCUAAAAGUGUGGCUUCAACUUGAUGGCAGAGCCAUGAUCACAGGCAGUGCAGCUAUUCAUACCCUGCCUUUUCAGCUGCGCUUGGGGGAGAUAGUGAUUCAGGGACACUUUAAUCAUUGGCUUGUUUGCUGAAUUUUUCAGAAAUAAGCAACAGCCUCUGGAGGAAAACAGCAGGUAUCGCGUGUAUUUACCACCUGCUCUCAAGUGCUCCCCAAGGUAAAGCAUAGGAGGUGAAUGAUAAAGGACAGAGAGCACAGUGCCUAAGGUCUUGCCCAAAAUACUAGCUACGAGGUGGAGUAGAGGAUGUGUGUAUUGCUGAGGCCUGAGCAUUGCAGCCACGGGUGCACCUUGCAAGUGAUGCUCACAAGCCCUUGUGAGACUUUUGUUUGUUUCUUUUUUUUAGGAAUACACAACAAUAAAUGUUUUCUAGCUUAUUUCAGCUAAAAGGUCAAUAGAAAGGGUCUUACUCUGUUUCCUGAGCUUUCACAAAGAAUGGUGCUGGGUUUCCAGAAGACACCUACCAUAUUGCAGAACGUCUCUAGUCUUAGUUGUAUCCCUUCAUGUCAGCCAUGAAGGAUUUCAGGCCCAGGUGCUCUGGCUGCGUUUUCCAGCAGGGUCUGGUCCCGCUGGACUCUGGGUUUCAGGUAACUCCCAUGUGGCUUGUCUCAUACCAGGCUAGUCGUGAUUACCAUGCAACAGCUAUUGUGCUCCUGCCGAAAUCCAGUAGCUGGCCACAGCCCACGGAAAACACUGGAGAAGUCUAAGAAAGGCUCAAAAACCACUUCAUCCAGGUGGCCCGGCUUCCCAGCUCUGCUGUGACCAGCACCCUUCAGGACUGCUUGCAUGUCCCUGCUCCCAGCAUUUCUUGUUCUCCACAUGCAGCUCUUCCCCAGGAGAGCAAUGCUGUGCCGUACGUAGGUUCAUAAUCAUGUCUCAUUGCCAGUGUCUGCUGUGGCAGCCCUCAGAAAACCCUGGUGUUGAGAGGAUGGUGGGGUACAUACGGCGCUGCCAAGCUGGCAGCCCGACAGGCUCCAGUUCGUGUCCCCAGCUGCUCUCACGUCAGCAUGUGCGUGUGGGGCCAGCGGGUGCCUGAGCUUGUGGAUCUCUGGCGACUCUACCCACAUCUCUCCUAAACCAUCAUUAAAACAUGCAAACCCCA
Aptenodytes forsteri (emperor penguin) is the source of this 5156-nucleotide messenger RNA. RefSeq names its product tubulin tyrosine ligase (gene TTL). The record is from RefSeq and is a predicted model, not a curated record. Bases 1 to 1248 code for a protein of 415 amino acids. Gene Ontology annotation, biological process: protein modification process. Lineage: Eukaryota; Metazoa; Chordata; Aves; Sphenisciformes; Spheniscidae. The transcript has 7 exons.